Molecule: messenger RNA, 4948 nt
Organism: Haplochromis burtoni (Burton's mouthbrooder)
Lineage: Eukaryota; Metazoa; Chordata; Actinopteri; Cichliformes; Cichlidae
Product: carnitine O-palmitoyltransferase 1, liver isoform
Exons: 19
Coding region: 130-2496 (788 amino acids)
Biological process (GO): carnitine metabolic process; fatty acid metabolic process
Cellular component (GO): mitochondrion
Molecular function (GO): carnitine O-palmitoyltransferase activity
Source: RefSeq, a predicted model, not a curated record
GAGACGAUCUCUGUCAGACGGCGGAGCGGUUGGAGGUUUUCAAUCUGUGGCGUGCACUCUGUUGCUGGAAGAGGUGCGGUUCGUACCAGCGUCUGCGUAUUAAACUUCACACGGAGAAACUGCAGAGAAAUGGCAGAGGCCCACCAGGCAGUGGCAUUCCAGUUCACCAUAACACCAGAGGGCAUCGAUCUGCAGCUGUCCUACCAGGCGCUGAACCAGAUCUACCUGUCUGGAGUACGAUCCUGGAAGAAGCGAGUCAGCCGCGUGCGGAACAGUCUGAUUAAAGGAGUGUACCCUGCCAGCCCGUCAUCCUGGCUCUUCGUUGCCAUAGGAAUCCUGGCCACCAUGUACAUGCAGUCGGAUCCCAGCAUGGGGCUCAUCACCAAGAUACAGCAGCACCUGCCGCUAAGUCUCCACAUGUCCCUCAGUGCCCAGGGCCAGACUAUGGUGUCGGCGCUGGUCUUCAGCACUCUGCUGUGGCUCUCCCUCAUCCUCGCCCUCAGGUUCUGCCUCAAACUGCUGCUGUCCUACCACCAGUGGAUGUUUGAAAAGCACGGCCGGAUGUCUAACACCACCAAAGUCUGGGUGCCUCUGGUGAGGUUGCUGUCAAGCAGGAAGCCUUUGCUGUACAGCUAUCAGUCGUCUCUACCUCACCUCCCCGUUCCAGCCAUCCAAGACACCGUGAGCAGGUACUUGGAGUCGGUGCGCCCUCUGCUGACGGACCCGGAGUUUAAACGCAUGUCAGACCUGGCCAAUGAGUUUGAGUCGAAUCUGGGGAACCGCCUCCAACGCUACCUGAAACUUAAAGCUCUGUGGGCCACCAACUAUGUGAGUGACUGGUGGGAGGAAUACGUCUAUUUAAGGAGCCGAGGUCCCAUUAUGGUCAACAGUAACUACUAUGGAAUGGAUUUUCUGUACGUGACACCAACCUCAGUGCAGGCGGCCAGGGCAGGGAACACGAUCACUGCCCUGCUGCUCUACCGCCGCAAGGUGAACCGGGAGGAACUGAAGCCGAGCCGCGUUCCGGGUACCGUCAUCCCCCUGUGUGCUGCUCAGUGUGAGAGGAUGUUCAACACAACGCGCACACCAGGAGUCGAGACUGAUGUGCUCCAGCACUGGCUAGACAGCGAGUUUGUAGCAGUGUACCACAGGGGGCGCUAUUUUCGCCUGUGGGUGUACCGGGCAGGCCGCCUGCUGUCCCCCAGGGAGAUUGAAGACCAGAUCCAGAGAAUCCUGGAUGACGCUUCACCCCCGCUUCCUGGAGAGGAGAAGCUGGGAGCUCUCACUGCUGGAGACAGAAUCCCUUGGGCUCAGAUGAGGAAGCAGUACUUCAGCUCUGGGGUCAACAAGAGAUCGCUGGAUACCAUUGAGAGGGCGGCCUUCUUUGUAACCUUGGAUGACGAGGAGCAAGGCAUGAGGGGAGAUGACCCAGAGGGGAACUUGGACAGCUACGCCAAGUCUCUGCUUCAUGGGAAAUGUUAUGACAGGUGGUUUGAUAAAUCCUUCUCCGUUGUGAUCUACAAGAAUGGGAAGAGUGGGCUGAAUGCAGAGCACUCCUGGGCUGAUGCACCAACUGUAGCGCACCUUUGGGAGUACACGCUGGCCACAGAUGCCUUCCAGCUAGGCUACACUGAGGACGGCCACUGUAAAGGUGAUGUGGAGCCUUCUCUACCCCAACCUCAGAGACUUGUCUGGAACAUCCCGGCAGAGGUUCAGGCUCAGGUCAGCAGCUCUCUAGCUGUUGCACAGGCGCUGGCAGAUGAUGUCGACUGUCACGUGUUUCCAUUCAGAGAGUUUGGCAAAGGACGAAUCAAGAAAUGCCGAGUCAGCCCAGACGCCUUCAUCCAGAUCAGCUUACAACUGGCAUACUACAGGGAUCGCGGUGGCUUUUGUCUGACUUACGAGGCAUCGAUGACCCGUCUGUUCAGGGAGGGCCGGACAGAGACUGUGCGCUCCUGCUCCAACGAGAGCUGUGCUUUCAUCAAAGCUCUGGAGAGUGGAGAGACAGAGGAGGAAUGCAGACGCCUUUUCCAACUGGCUUCUGAGAGGCACCAGAACCUUUAUCGGAUGGCUAUGACUGGAGCAGGAAUCGACAGACAUCUCUUCUGCCUUUACGUAGUCUCCAAAUACUUGGGAGUGGAGUCGCCUUUCCUCAAAGAAGUUCUGUCUGAGCCUUGGCGUCUCUCCACCAGUCAGACUCCAGUUCAGCAGAUGAAUCUGUUCGACCUGAAGAACCACCCAGAUUUCAUCUCGCUUGGUGGGGGCUUUGGACCUGUCGCUGACGAUGGUUAUGGAGUUUCAUACAUCAUCGUGGGUGAAGAUAUGGUCAACUUCCACGUGUCUUCCAAAUACUCCUGCAGUCAGACUGACUCUCACAGGUUUGGAGUUCAGAUAAGUAAGGCUAUGCAGGACAUCAUGGCUCUUCUCUCAGCUGAUCCCAAAACCUCCUUGUCAUCCAAAGGCACAGACCAUCCACAGUCCAAGAAGCUCCAGUAAAAACAAAAGCGAAGGAAAGUCGGAGCCAAACAACAGAGAGCUUGUUUCAGAGAUACAGAUCUUUUGUCUUCUGCGGUCUUUAGACAAAACAAACAUUUACAGCAGUCUUUCACAGGCCAACAGAUUAACAUAACUACUGUUGUUGUUCUUUUUUUAAAACCUCCUACUCAGUGACAAAAGAUAAGCCACGACGCUCCCGUACCUCAUCCGUUCGGAAGCCUCUUGUGCAUCAGCACUAAACACACAAACGUUCUUGUAUUCUGAACUUUAAUAAUUCAACUUUUUAAAGUUUUCUGUCAGAAUAUGAAAAUCUUUGAUCAGCAAAAUAUGUAUUUAUGUUGGAAAAAAUGGCGGCAGAUGUCAUCGCUCGAGGAGGAAAUGUUUGGAGGCAGAGAAAGUGAGACGAAUGUCCCUGAUAAUCAGCGGAAAGCAUUAAGACGCCCUUAAUCUCACUAAAAGUGAAGAGCGCACUGACACCAUUCAUUACAGCAUUAUGUUGGAGGUUACUGUGCAUGUUGGGCUUUGUUAAAGUCAGUGGACACAGCAAAGGUUGGUUUAUCAGCUGGGAGUGAUGGUUUCCAGUGAAAGUCUAGUCUCUGUAAACCUGGUCAAAAACCGGAGAGAGAACCGACUGUUCGGCCACAAAGCACAUCGCUUUAUAUGUGGGCGAGUUUUAGGGAAGCUUUGGGCAUCAAAGCCGCAUUUUAAAAUGAUUGUCACGUUUUAUUUUUUUAAAAUGCUGUUUUUAGUUUGUUUGCUAGCGUGUGGGCUUUUUCUUCACUUAUCUUGCUGGUGCUUAGCCACGCUCUGCUAAGGCUUAUUGAUACUUACAAAACACUGCUCAUAGUAGUGCAAGUAAGAGUCCUGCAUUCAAAGAUCUGCUCAAGUUCAAGUAUUAUCAGUAAAUGUGCUUUUGGAUAAAGGUGGUAAAAGUGUAAAGAAAGGGGGGAAAAGCAAACGACAACUCAGACCUCCAGACAACAAGCUUCAAAAGUCUCUUAUCAUUUCAAGCUUGAGAUUUGGCUCUCCUCACAUUCACAGGCCAUCCAGUCCAAGAAGCUCGAGUGAAACGGCAAAGAAAAGUUAGACAAAUAUUCCUUGUAACUGUCCAGACACUGUCCAAAACACAGCUUAAGAAGACACUAACUGGCAUUAAGUAAACAACGUGAGACAAGUUAUUUACCAGAGGCUUUGAACUUUUGGAUCAAAUGCGAUGUAACUAGAACAAACGUUAAAUGAGAAGUCUUUGGCUCAGCUGGAACAUUUCGCGUCUGUUGUUCUUUCUUUAUCGGGGAAGUGCUGAGAGCACCAGAAACAGACUGCAAAGCGAGACAGAGUGAUGAGAAAACGCUGUGAAAUGACCGAAUGGGCGUCUCUGAUGGCUCACAACAUCAAGUUAGAGCUUUCAGGCUGUGUUCUGUCUGGGAUCCAGGGAUGUUAUUAAAAGUGCAGCAUUUUAAGAAGGGAACAGAACAAUGAUGUUCUUUGUGUCGUGUGCUUAGCGUAGCGAUUAAAAAGGUGAAUCUCGUUUUUGAUAAAUUUGUGGCUAUACUUCUGUAUUUUAGUAACAGUUGUUACAGGGGUUAUGGGAAGGGUAAGAUGGCAGCACGUGAUCUACAGAUGUUGACAGCUGGGAAUAGAGCUGUGUUUCUGUGUCUCGCUGCAUUCAUGUCACUAUACAAAGUUGUAUUUGUUGUCAGUUUGUGCCAGACAUGAUUUGUUCCUGCCAGCUGCUUGCCAUUUAAGGGCAGAGUGACAGAAGUACUAACAGCCCACUUGUUAUUUUACAAUUUUCCACGGGACAUAAAGUGGAUCGUUCCCACAGAGCCUCUUCUCUGUAUUCAGGUUUAAGAAACAUGUUCACAAAGUGAAACUCUUUCAGUGCAUUUUUCUCCAAUUAGUACAUUUCCUGCAGCAAACCUUGUAACGUGCCUUUUUGUUAUUAUUAACUGUUUCUUUCUUGGUUUUAAAUGCUUUGAGGUGUCUGAUGUAAAAACAAGUUUGAUGCUUGUUUGUUUUUGGUUUUUUUUUCUUGACGUGUGUGUGUAACCUGGUAACACUUUUGUAACUGCUCGAGUUGUUUCAUGAUUUUCUUUGGUUGCUGGGUUUUGGGUUUUUUCCCCUUAGUACAUCGUUUUCUUUCUAAAAUGCAUAUAAAUCUGCAUUAUAUGCAUUUGUGGACUCUGAUCACCUUCCACAGAUGGAUCUGAUGCGUUGUGUAAAAUAAAAUAUUUACUGUCCGCACCAGCGUGUCUGUAGCUGAUGUCGUAUCGUUAUCAUAAUUAUGUGUUGAAUUUAUCAAAUUGCUUAGUCCCAGCUCUGCUUUGGACAAGAAGCCCAGAAGUGCUCCAGUUUUCCGACUGGGUCAGAUUCUAUAAUUAGAGCCGAGUCUUUAUGUGUCUGUGUCUCAAAGUCACAUGCCAGCUGAAUAAAGAUUUAAAUAUUUGCUACA